Cladocopium goreaui is the source of this 4191-nucleotide messenger RNA. Lineage: Eukaryota; Dinophyceae; Suessiales; Symbiodiniaceae. The record is from the annotation of a GenBank genome assembly.
AUGAUGAUUCAUGCAGAUGCAACAAGCUUGGAUUGGAUUGCGCCAAUUGGUGCGUGGCAUCCGGACAUUGUCUGUCUCUCUCCACCGUGUCCGCCGUGGUCCAGGGCAGGUCGAGGUGCAGGCUUAGGAUCAAUCGAGGGAAUGCUUUUUCCAGAGAGUGUUAGUCUUCUUCGUUGGUUGCAACCUUCCUUGAUUUUGGUUGAGAAUGUUGCUGUUUUCCAAAGCCAUGAGCAUAAACCUUUUGUGCUUCGAACUAUUUCCAUGCUUGGAUACCGACUGGCGUGGGCAAGAGUCUUGGAUCUCAAAGCACAUGCACCAUGUUCACGACCCAGAUGGCUUGCACUUUUCGAAAGAUGCAGUGACCCCAUGAUUGAUCAGAUUCCGUUUCAAAUGUGGCCGAAUGGUGGUACGCAUACUCCUGAAACAUUUGAUUCAAUCUUGCCACCGCCUUGGGCUCUGGACCAAGCUCUGAGGAUUGAUGAUGAGACCAUGCAAAUCUUAGCCAACCCUCUUUUUGCACCAUGGAAGACCAACAGAAUUUUGAGUAGGGAACAGGUACUGGAAACCCGGAGAUACCAAAAAUGUGAUACUCUCCCUGCUUUUUUGGCUUCUUACGGCAGACAGCACAGAUUCAGCGAGCACGAGUUGAAGUCACGUGGAUGCCUUGCCCAUUUUUUCCGUGAUCAAGAUCUGGAUAGAUGGUGGCACCCUCUCGAAGUGUUGUUGCAUCACUGUGCCCUGCGAACCGUGCUUUUGACCAAUGCAUUGCGAAAGUUCAAGCCAGCCAAGUUCUCUGCAUCCGUCCAAGAGGAUGAGAUCUCGUAUUUCCCAGAAACUUUGCAAUUCCAACCCGUCAUCAAUGCCAGCUUCCAUUGUGCAGAUGUCGAAAGAACUCUGGCCGUCUCAGCAGCCUUGUCCAACGCAGACAUUGUGCAACUUUGGGGCGGUAGAUGUCAAGUCGAGCAUGAUUCACCAUUUGGCAUUCAACUUUUACCGAUUGUUGGGGCACAUGCCUACAACAAUGCAGAAAAGGUCAUUGUUUGCUGCCAAGACGGAUCGAUCACCGUCUAUUUGCUUGAUCAGACUGAAUCACUGAGAAAACAGAUUGAUGCCACCACAGAUGCCCAGUUUCGUUUCGAUGUGUUUGGUGAAAUCACUACUGGCCAAAGAUUCCACCAACUGAACAUUGCUUUUCCACAUGAGCUCAAACAUGGAUCGGUUUCAGUUGACAUUAUGUUUGCAUUGGCCGCGCUUUCCCUUUGCAAUGUUUUGUUUCAAUAUGACCAAUUCCAUGAUAUCUGGGCUAUUCUCAUUCAAGGUGACAGCUCAACCCUGCAGGCAAAGACUUUUGUCCAAGAAAUUCUGAAAGCGGUGUUCACAGAAGAUGUGCUCCACACCCUUGGGCGUGAGCUGCGCACGGACACAGAUCACCGAAUCCUUUUCAGACCAUGCAGUGCCAAAUGCCCAGCACCACCUGAAGUGAUGAAGACUGUCUUCGCAGUUUUGUUUGCCCGAAUUUUGCUCGACAAUUUUGCAGUCUCACAUGGCCAAGAAACCAUCCUUAAAUGGAGAGGUCGUCCUUUGUGGAAAGGACGCAUGGAUACAUCCGUUUCAGCUGAGGUACUUGCCAAAGCUCUCCAGUAUGCAUUAUCGGCGUGCACAGAUUUCUCAGCGAUCCGAAUUGUCCAUCGUUCCAAACAGUUUGCAUCCGGCUUCGUUUCCGAACUUGAACCCUCGCCCGGCAACCCAUUGUCCACAAAGGCCCAAUCACUGAUGCCAAAGCACAAAAAGCGACAGACCAUGUAUCUCAAUCCUGCCGAGUAUCAGCUUGAUUGCUCUUGCUUUCUCAAUGAAGAUGGCUCACAUCCAAAUCAGAUCACGGAUUUCCGUGGUGGCAUGACCGGAGUUUGUUUGGUUGAUGCAGACAUGGCCAAGCCUUGGCUCCACAGCAACAAACAACUUUCCUCGGAUGAGUUAGGCAUGUUGAUCCUAGGACCAUUGCCAGUUAAGUGUGAUCUUGACCAUCAGGAAGUUGUCGUGCCAGGAUGGGAUCGAAUGCAACAGCAUGUCUUGCUUAGUGCUACUUUGGUUCAAUUUGGCGCAAAGAAGCUUGCUCCCAAACAGUGGGAGAAGACCACUUUCACUGCCAACAUUUCCAAAGUUGUCGCUUUCACCUUGUGGAGACAGGAUUGGACAAAAGAAGAAUGGGGUGCUGCUCUGUCGCAAACAAAUCAGUUCAUCCGUGAAAUCUUUGCAUCGCAAGGAGUCCAUGCCAUUGUCGCAUUUUGGGGACGUAGCCUCCGCUCAGGGCGAUCCCAGGCGACACCAGACAAUGCCACGAGCAUGCAAAUCCAUGCCUCUAUUGAGUCCGAGAACUACCUCAAGUUGCUAACCCUCACCGGGUUCAACAAAGUUUGGGCAGCACCAAAGCUCGAAUCCGGGCGCCUGAGCGAUGAAUUCCGCAUUUUGUGGCUACCAGCUACAGUUGAUGACUUGCAGAAAGCAGCCGCUAUGUCAGCCACCAUGUCAGGCAAUUGCGGGCUUGUACGCGGAAGAAGUAACUUUGGCAUCAGAUUGUCCAAAGCAAGCUUUGAGUCAGCAUGGAAACAUUUGCACCCAUCAGAACCUUGCCCACCAGAUAUCCCCUCAACAUUUGUGUACAAGCUUGAGCCAUUGCCAUUUGGAUCCAACCCGCAAGUUUUGUUGGAAUGGGGAAAGCACGUGAAGUGGGUCUUUCGACCAAUGAAGCCGACUGGACCAAGGGCAUGGCUGGUAUGCACGGGCGAAGCGCCACCUUCCACACAAUUGGCAUUUAACGGCCAGGUUGUCCUCGCCACCUUGCUGCCACCGCGACAAAGUGCCAAAACUUCCAUGAUAGUUGCCGGACCACGUUUGCCAGCCGCUGACAAAAGAGUCACAGAGAAGAAUUCAAACACCAACACAGACCCAUGGGCAACAUACCGAGCCAUGAAUCCAUUCUCUGCGCAUAGCUCACAGCCCACUGCUGUCGCCACACCUGGCCCCACUGAAGCCAGAUUUCAGCAGCAAGAGGAGAAGCUAACUGACUUCGAGCAGAAACUGAAUGAAAUCCAGAGCAUCCAACAGCAGCAAGCCCAUACCAUGUCUGCCAUUACAACCGAAGUCCAAACAACCGAGAAGCGAUUGCAAGCUUCGGUCACCCAAGCAAUCGAUGGCGUCAAAGCUGAGCUGACCAACUCGUUCGCAGCAGCUUUGGGCGCACAGACAAAACAGUUUGACCAUGGAAUGAAUGAAAUCAAAGCUCUGUUGCAUGCCUCCAUGAAGCGCAAAACAACAGAGCCAGGUUUUUGCGUCAGCCUAAGACUUGGAUUGGACUUGGAGUUGACCAGGUUGCGCACAUUGUUGAACUCCAGAGCACCCAUUUUGGGCAUUGACGCCAUAGCACCUGCUGAAUUGAAAAUGUUGCCUGACCUGCUCAUUGAGCGAGCUUUCAAUGAGAUCUUGCCUGGUGCCACUUUCUGUAGAGCACAUCAUGAAAAGGAUUUAGGCCCUGCAGCAGCUUUGAAAUGCUACCUGCGACGUGUUGAUUGGGACAUUAGCCCUGAUGGAAGUAUUCACACAUCCGCAUUUGAAAAGCUGCACUUGCUCAGUGACCCGCUAGCAAAAUUCAACAUGCAUUUGACACUUGCAUGGCAAAGGGACCUGCUGAAACUCUACACCACUCGUAGAAACUGGCAUUACCUGCCCGACAUCAGCCGGCUCGACACCAUUCAAGUCCUUCGCAAGUUUGAGGACAAGCAGCGUCGGCCCUUGCGGCAGGCCUGCUGCGGCCUGCUUGCCGCAAAGCUCCAGGCUAUUCACCAGGUUUUCGAUGAGUUGAUCCUUCACGCCGAAGUCACCUUUGUUUGGCUUGUGGAAGAGGCUCAGUUCGAAGAGCUUCCAAAUUUGCUGCUAGAUUUUGCCAAGCUCGCUAGAGAAGGUGCUACAAAAAUCCUGGCCAUUUUGGAAGAGAGCAUUGCAAUUGAGGGAUUUGCCAAGGAUGAUUCAGGUGGCCAUGACUUGGUCGGAGAAUUUCGAACGAUUCAGGCCAUCGCAAUGGCGGGUACCAAGUUGAGCCCCCGUUUGAAAGCCCGAGGAAUCCUUCGCCGAAGCUUGAGACUUCAGAGACUUGUGGAAGGUCAUGGCAACUCAGAGGUGUCAGAUGUCAACUGA